UACCUGGUCCCAGACCCCCACAAAACAUGUUUUGCAGAACUUCUGCCAACUUCGGGAUAGCUUACCCCCUUCCUAUUCUGGGAAAGGUUUUAUUGCUUGUAGACCCCUCAGAAGGCAGGGUAUGGUGUACGUGGGCUGUUCUCCCCAGCUCGGCCUGGGUCAUGGACAAACGGGCAGUUGUUUGGCCUGAAUCUUGGGGCAAGUUGGGGAGAGCACAUAGACUCUGUGAGUUGCCCCGGAGGGGAGGGGAGGGGGAAGGUGGCAUCCUGGCCUCCAGGAUAAAUGCCUGGAAUAUAGGACAGUGCCACGGGCACUUGGAGACCCUGUCCUGCGCAUCUGCCAAGCCUGGCAAUUUUUAGAGUUUUUUGAAAUGUUUUGAUACUUUUUGAUACAAUUUGCUAAUAACUGUUUUGUAGAAUGUCUGACGGGGGUUUUCCACCUCAUCCCCUUCCUCCGGCCCCUUGAUUUGUGCUGGACAACAGAUGGCCAGUGGUCAGCACCAGGACCUCGCCUCAUGUGGCUUUGUCUUGGAUCUUGCCCUUCUCCGUCACUGAGGCGGUGCAGCUGUAGAAUUUCGUGAAGCUGCAUGCAAAGUUGCACGCAGCCCAUGGGUAUGACUGUCUCAGGCCCCCAGCUGAUUGGCCAAGAGGAAACCUUAACUCCCUUGAAAGGGUCUGCAUUUCUUCCAGAGCUCCUACCUCAGUGGUGUGCACAGACUUGGAGAGACACCUGAGGGCCGGUCCACGUCUCACCUUUGCCAUACGGGUCAUUUCUUGAUCAAAUGUAUUACUGGGGUCCUGGUUUACUCCCGUCCACCCUUUUAAAGUAUUCUUAACAUGAAAUCCACAAAAGCAGAAACAAUGAACCAUUCUUGCACUUUACAGAAUCAUUGUCCUUAGCUUUAGAGGUUGUUAAUUUCUUGUUGUUUUUAACAUGAAUAGAAUGUGUGGUUCUGAAGGUGUGUGUGGGUCUCAAGAAAUUGUCCUUUGGGGCCGGACGCGGUGGCUCACACCUGUAAUCCCAGCACUUUGGGAGGCCGAGGGGGGCGGAUCACCUGAGGCCAAGAGUUCGAGACUAUCCUGAGCGACAUGGUGAAACCCCGUCUCUCCUAAAAUACAAACAUUAGACAGUCGUGGUUGCCUGUAAUCUCAGCUCUUCGGGAGGCUGAGGCAGGAGAAUCACUUGAACCCAGGAGGCAGAGGUUGCACUGAGCUGAGAUUGCGCCACUGCACUCCAGCCUGGGUGACAGAGUAAGACUCUGUCUCAAAAAAAGAAAAGAAAUUGUCCUUUGGUUGCCUUAGUUACCAGAGUUGAAUGAAUGUACACAUUUCGGUAGUUGGGGGGGGGUGGUGGGGCAGAGCGGAUAACCCCUUCCUUGUCUGUUUCCUUUGAGAAAAGACACACCAUCUUUUCACAGUUACUUAAAGCCAUCUUUACAGAUUGCUUGUAAUGUAAGGAAAGAGUCCUGUCCUUUGGAUUGAUUGAGGUUAAGUCAUCAACCACUAGCCCCCUUUCAAAAUCAGCGAGAUAUCUGAUGAUUAAGUGAUUCAUUGGGUAUGUUCUGGCUACUGAUGUUACUGAAAUCUGCAAUCGUGUAUGUUUUUUAAUUUGUUGCUUUUGUAUUUGUAAUUUUAUGACAUUCGAAGUUUCUGUGUCUUAACUCCUUUUAAUUAAUUUUCUGCACGUUGCUUUUUUCUCUGUUUUUAAUUCCAUACAGAGUAUUCAAUUCUUGAAACACAUUAAAAUAAUUUGCUUGCUAGGGUAUGGUUUAUUUUAUAAUUACAUUCCUAGUCUUGUGUGGUUAUUGUAAUGAUCUCUGGUCCUAGCUCUGCCCUUAUGAAAAAGAACCUCUUGCAUGUUGAUCCUAAAUAUAAUUUGGAAAUUAA
This is a messenger RNA of Piliocolobus tephrosceles (Ugandan red Colobus), 1886 nucleotides long. RefSeq lists its product as uncharacterized. Bases 27 to 359 code for a protein of 110 amino acids. The transcript is spliced from 2 exons. NCBI's taxonomy places the organism in Eukaryota, Metazoa, Chordata, Mammalia, Primates, Cercopithecidae. The record is from RefSeq and is a predicted model, not a curated record.